AUGCAAACUGCAUUUCAAACACUAACAAUAGCAGAUGGUAUAUUGGCAAUUAAGCAUGACCAAGAACCAUCGGCAACGCCACCAACAGUGGUGUCACCGUUGCGUGACCUAAGCCGUCCGUUGAAGAGUACUGUUUCCAGCGGAACUAGAUCAGAAGAUUUGGGUGAUUUCAUUCUUGAGGAGAACUAUUUGGAAGAUAGUUGGGGCCUUCAUUCAAGUGUGGUAACUAGUACUUAUUCCUAUCCAGAAAAAUCCGCAUCAAGCAAUUCAAACUUACCAGAAACAACUUCAGAUCAGUUUACACCUGUGAAUUCUUCCACAUUAUUACCAGUCGAUUCUAGAAUGUAUUAUCGCUUGUACUGGGAUUCCUCUGAUUCAGAGCUGGAUUCAAUAUCAUUUGAAGAUUUUUCCCUAGAGCAUUUUUCGCCUGCCAUGGAGAAUACAUUUGAAGGGUACAGCGCAGAUACUUAUCUUGGUGACGACUUUAAUGCUCAUAAUUCAAAAGCCUUCAUUUGA
Cercopithifilaria johnstoni is the source of this 516-nucleotide messenger RNA. The record is from the annotation of a GenBank genome assembly. Lineage: Eukaryota; Metazoa; Nematoda; Chromadorea; Rhabditida; Onchocercidae.